Messenger RNA from Euleptes europaea (tarantolino), 1179 nucleotides. RefSeq names its product carbohydrate sulfotransferase 6-like. The record is from RefSeq and is a predicted model, not a curated record. The transcript has a single exon. The coding region runs from base 1 to 1179 and encodes 392 amino acids. Gene Ontology annotation, molecular function: N-acetylglucosamine 6-O-sulfotransferase activity. Gene Ontology annotation, biological process: N-acetylglucosamine metabolic process; carbohydrate metabolic process; keratan sulfate proteoglycan biosynthetic process. Gene Ontology annotation, cellular component: Golgi membrane. Lineage: Eukaryota; Metazoa; Chordata; Lepidosauria; Squamata; Sphaerodactylidae.
AUGGCGAGGCUCCGUCUGUCCAGCACCACCGUCGCGGGGCUCCUGGCGCUGCAAAGCGGCCUCCUGCUGUUCCUGUACGCUCAGCGCGGGGGCUUCGCGUGGCAGUCUGCGAAGGCGCCGGCCCAGACGCACGUGCUCAUCCUCUCGUCCUGGAGGUCGGGCUCUUCCCUGGUGGGCCAGCUCUUCAGCCAGCAUCCCGACGUCUUCUACCUGAUGGAGCCGGCCUGGCACGUGUGGGUCACCAUGUCCCAAAACAGCGCCAAGGUGCUGCACAUGGCGGUACGAGACCUCGUCCGGUCCGUCUUCCGGUGCGACAUGUCCGUCUUUGACGCCUACAUGCCUUGGAAGAGAAACUUGUCGGAUCUCUUCCAGUGGGCCGUGAGCCGGGCCCUGUGCACCCAUCCUGCUUGCGAGUACUUCCAGCGCACGGACAUCACCAGCGAGAGCGCCUGCAAGACCCUCUGUGGCAAGUACCCGUUCGGCAAGGCGGAAGAGGCCUGCCACACCUACAGCCACGUGGUCCUGAAGGAGGUCCGGUUCUUUGACUUGAGGGUGUUGUAUCCUCUGCUCACGGACCCCUCCUUGAAUCUCAAAAUCAUCCAUUUGGUUCGUGACCCCAGGGCGGUCGUGAAAUCCCGGGAACAGUCGGUCAAAGCGCUUGCCCGUGACAAUGGGAUUGUGUUGAGCACAAACGGCACAAAAGUGGAUGAUACUCAGUACAAAGUCCUGCAGGAAAUCUGUAGAAGCCACGUUAAUAUUUACGAAACGGCUACUCUGAAACCUCCAAGCUUUCUCAAAGAUCGUUACUUAUUAAUCCGAUUUGAAGAUCUUGUGAGGGAUCCCUUACCAGAAAUUACAGCAAUGUAUAAAUUUGCAAAUCUUCGGUUGACCCCCAAGCUUGAGAGCUGGAUCUACAAUAUAACGCAUGGGCAAGGACCGAGUAAAAGGAAGGAAGCCUUCCAAAUCACCUCUCGAGAUGCAGUCAAUGUCUCCCAGGCAUGGAGAAAUGUUCUUUCUUUUCCGAAGGUUCAGAGAGUCCAAGAAGUUUGCAAGGGGGCUAUAAAUAUACUAGGCUAUCAGCUUGUGGAUUCUGAGAGGGAGCAAAAAGACUUAUCUUUGGAUUUAGUGUUGCCACAUCGGAGAAGCCAAUUCAGUUGGGCAUCAUUUAGUCAAAACUAA